AUGAGUCUGCCAACCCCGGCACCAUGGAGGGACACGCAGCUGGUGCUUCCGGGGCAAAUGCAGCUUUCGACUCCGCCAGCGGCCACAGCACUGUCAAUGCCGAGGCCCAGCGAUGAGUCGUUGCAGGAAAGGCUGCGUAGCCUGGAGAUGGAGUGCCAACAACUGCGAGAAAGCAACUCCCGUCUGGAGCUGGAGAACUCCAAGCUGAAGCUGCAAGUGAGCUCUUCACAGGGAUUGCAGCCAGGUUCGGAGAAACUUGGAUCACCAAGCCUGAACGGUUCGAUCUCCGUGGCAGAGACGCAGCAUCAAGUUCUGCGAAAUCGCAUGCGAGCGAUGAUGGAGGAGCAAAAGCGGCUGGUGGAUGAACUCCAACGUGAGAUUGCGGAGGAAAUGGGCCAACUUCAGGUUCGACCCAGCAGAGAGCACCAGCCGAUGCCGCUUGCAUCCACAGCUCCGACCGGGUCAUCCAGGAGCGGCCUCGUCGAGGCGCACACGGCACCACGAGCCUUCAACGAACCCCGAGAAGCUGCAGCACCGCCGGAGGGGGGCCCGCUUGGGUCUCGGCCCACGGUGUCCCAGUCGUGGAGAGUGCCCGAAAGCACAUCGAGAACGAGCAGCAGUGGCGGCUACAUACAAUCUGUACCAGACGACUUGAAUGCGCCCUUUGAAGCGGAAGCACCACCAGAGGAGGAUUCGCCAGCGCCACCCGUCACGAAGCCCGCGAGCAGAAUGCGCGGCAGUGGCAGCAGCAGACCUCUCUCUGCAUCAAACCGCGUCCCUCCGCUAGACCUGCCUGAGCGCUACAUGCAAGCGGUGCCAGAUGAGCCGCACUCGCCCUGGGAAGCGGCAGCACCACCCGAGGGGGAGCCGCCCUCGGCAGCAAGCUUCGCCUCGAGCGCCCGGCUGCAGAGAGGCGGAGCUGCCACGCCGGAAGAGCCGAACGCGCCCAGCGAAGCGGCGUCCGAAGAUGAUGCCCCGCGUUCGCCGAGCGUUUGGCCGCCGUCGCCGGGCCCAUCGCCACUCCAACAACCUGCAAGGCGUGCGUCAUCCAAGUCGGGUUCCGACGUGGCCUCCGUUGAAGCGCCGCCCGAAGACGAGGGCCCGCCCAGGUCAAUCGCUCCCGGCGAUCCACCCGAUGAGAAGCCGCAGCCCAUGAUGAGCAAGUCGCCGGUUCAAGGAUCUGCGGGUAAGGCAGAACAUGUGGAUGCCACACAAAAAUGCGACGAGAAGAAGCAAGUCUUGCAGGAGGGGGUGAUUCUGCUGCAGCGGUAUGAUCGCAAAAGCAGCUGCUUUCAAUUGCGUCUGUGUAACAAGAAGCUCGCCAACUUGAACUUCACCGUGGACAUCUCGAAAUCCGUGAAUCUGGAACUUCGCGCUUCGCCCGGAAAAGGGACUUCGCACACGUGCAAUGUGCCGCCUGGAGUGACGGUGGAGCUUUGCCAAAUCGGCCAGGUUAAUCCGAAGAAGGGGUACACGCUUCGGGCCACAUACAGCUGGGUGCCACAACCAGCAGAUCGCAAGCUGGUGCAGCAGCAGACAGCAGAGGAAGUAAAAAGGCGGCACGACAUCGUGGCGAACCUCAAAACCUGCAACAUUGUUCCAUCCAAGUUCGAUUCGGCAGCCAAGAUCGAGGAGGCAUGCUCCAAGCGAGGCAUUUCGCAGUUCAUUGAUGCGGAAUUCUUCCCAGACGACGCUGCGCUGUUCAAGCAGCCGUGGAGUCAAGACAACCCGUGCGUUGUUUGGAAGCGCCCCAGCGAAUUCUGCAACAAGGGCGAGAUCCGAGUCUUCUCUGACUCCAUCACGCCGUGUGACAUCCACCAGGGAGCUUUGGGUGACUGUUGGUACCUGGCUGCGUUGGCAGCCCUGGCCGAGCAGCCUCAGCUCAUCCGCGAACUCUUCAGCAGCGACAAGCAUAGUAGCCUUGGCGUCUACGAAGUCUCGUGCUUCAAGAAUGGGCAGCUGACCAAAGUCAUCGUGGAUGAUCUGAUCCCAUGCUCCCCAUCGACGGGCAAGCCUUGCUAUGCACAUGUCAACGUCGAAGGAGAAGGCGAGAUUGGGAAGUUGAGCCAGACGGUGAACGAGCUUUGGGUGGCACUUUUGGAGAAGGCAUGGGCCAAGCUGCAUGGUUCCUACGAGCAGAUCGAGGGUGGAAUUCCGUACCAAGCCUUGAUGGACUUGCUGGGUGCAGCUGGCAAGCGGUAUCAACUCAAGGGACAGCUCCCUCGUGGAUUUGCAACGCCGGACAGCUUCUUUCAAGCGCUGAGCACAUUCGACACCAAAGGGUAUGUGAUGGUGGCCGGCACUAACGGCGUGGAUAACCUGACAAAGGGCGGAGGGAAAGCUCCCUUGGAUGGCUUGGUACCGGGACAUGCAUACACUCUGCUGACAGUGCGUGAGGCAUGCGGCGUUCGACUCGUUCGUUUGCGCAAUCCCUGGGGUGAUCACGAAUGGACGGGCGACUGGAGCGAUAAGAGUGCUUGCUGGACGCAAAAGACGAAGCAAGCUUUUGAUGUCGAAGUCGAUGACCAUGACGGAGCUUUCUGGAUGAGCGCCAGCGAUUUCCUGAAGCACUUCUCAUGCGUGGACGUGGCAUUCUUUGAUAGAUCCUGGGCGACCGCUCGGAGUAAGUUGACGACCAUCGGAGCGUCGAUGUGCAAUCAGCUCCUGCGAUUCGAAGUGAAUGAGAUCUCCCUCAUACAUGGCGAGCCUGGGAAGCACGCAGAUGUAAUGCUGUCGGUGGUGCCGAAGAAACCGAGAAGCCUCCAAGACAUUCUGAGGCUGCAGUUCGCUGUGUACGGACCGCUGUCUCGAGACCGAGCACCGGAAGUGCUUCGCAGCCGCAGAUCUGAUGAGCGCGAGCUCGUCGAGGAAGGGCUCAAGCAAGAAAUUCCCAGCAGCCGCGGGUUUUUGCGUGCGUCACAGGAGAUCCCACGACAGCUGACACCCGGAGAAUACUUCGUGGCCGUUUGGACUCCCGACAAGGCCGGCGUGACACCUGAGAAGGAUCGACAUCUGACCUUGGUGCUACAGUUGGAUGAAUGGGGCAAGGGCACGGGCAGAAGCCUAGCAGUGCACCCAACGCCCAUCAGUGAGCAGCAAAUGGUCGACGGACCGCAAUCCCCAUCGUGGAGCUCCCAGAUCCAGAAGCUGGCGCAGGGUGGCUCGCGAGUUCCCAUCGGAGGAGCUCCAGCAGCGGGCGAUCCGAAAGGCGCCGAUCCAUCCGAUGAGAAGCCGCAGCCUUUGAUGAGCAAGUCGCCGGUUCAAGGAUCCGCAGGGAAGGCGGAACAUGCGGAUCCCGCAGAGAAAAGCGAGGAGAAGAAGAAGGUCCUGCAGGAGGGGGUGAUUCUGCUGCAGCGGUAUGAUCGCAAAAGCAGCUCCUUUCAAUUGCGUCUGUGUAACAAGAAGCUCGCCAACUUGAAUUUCACCGUGGACAUCUCGAAAUCCGUGAAUCUGGAGCUCCGGGCUCCACCUGGCAAAGGGACCUCGAGCACAUGCAAUGUGGAGGUACCGCCGGGGCUGGAGGUGGAGCUUUGCCAAAUUGUGCAGGUUGAUCCAAAGAAGGGGUACACGCUCAGCGCCAGCUACAGCUGGGUGCCACAACCAGCAGAUCGUAAGCUGGUGCAGCAACAGACCGCCGAAGAAGUGAGAAGGCGGCACGACAUCGUGGCGAACCUCCAAUCGUUGGGAAUUGUUCCAUCCAAACUUGUGUCGGCAGCCAAGAUCGAGGAGGCGUGCUCGAAACGAGGCAUUUCGCAGUUCAUUGAUGCGGAAUUCUUCCCAGACGACGCUGCGCUGUUCAACCAACCACAGAGUCAGGACAACCCAUGCGUUGUUUGGAAGCGCCCCAGCGAAUUCUGCAACAAGGGCGAGAUCCGAGUCUUCUCUGACUCUAUCACGCCGUGUGACAUCCACCAGGGAGCUUUGGGUGACUGUUGGUACCUGGCUGCGUUGGCAGCCGUGGCUGAGCAGCCUCAGCUCAUCCGCGAACUCUUCAGCAGCGACAAGCAUAGUAGCCUUGGCGUCUACGAAGUCUCGUGCUUUAAGAACGGGCAGCUGACCAAAGUCAUCGUGGAUGAUCUGAUCCCAUGCUCCCCAUCGACGGGCAAGCCUUGCUAUGCACAUGUCAACGUCGAAGGAGAAGGCCAGACGGUGAACGAGCUUUGGGUGGCACUUUUGGAGAAGGCAUGGGCCAAGCUGCAUGGUUCUUACGAGCAGAUCGAGGGUGGAAUUCCGUACCAAGCCUUGAUGGAUUUGCUGGGUGCAGCUGGCAAGCGGUAUCAUCUCAAGGGACAGCUCCCUCGUGGAUUUGCAACGCCGGACAGCUUCUUUCAAGCGCUGAGCACAUUCGACACCAAAGGGUAUGUGAUGGUGGCCGGCACUAACGGCGUGGAUAACCUGACAAAGGGCGGAGGGAAAGCUCCCCUGGAUGGCUUGGUACCGGGACAUGCAUACACUCUUCUGACAGUGCGUGAGGCAUGCGGAGUUCGACUCGUUCGUUUGCGCAAUCCCUGGGGUGAUCACGAAUGGACGGGCGACUGGAGCGAUAAGAGUGCUUGCUGGACGCAAAAGACGAAGCAAGCUUUUGAUGUCGAAGUCGAUGACCAUGAUGGAGCUUUCUGGAUGAGCGACAGCGAUUUCCUGAAGCACUUCUCAUGCGUGGACGUGGCAUUCUUUGACAGAUCCUGGGCGACCGCUCGGAGUGAAUUGACGACCAUCGGAGCGUCGAUGUGCAAUCAGCUCCUGCGAUUCGAAGUGAAUGAGCCCGCCCGUGGCUUCUUGAGCUUGCUUCAGAACGACCACCGCAUCAAAGGAUCUCCCUCAUACAUGGCGCUGCAGUUCGCUGUGUACGGACCGCUGUCUCGAGACCAAGCACCGGAAGUGCUUCGCAGCCGCAGAUCUGAUGAGCGCGAGCUCGUCGAGGAGAUCCCACGGCAGCUGACACCCGGAGAAUACUUCGUGGCCGUUUGGACUCCCGACAAGGAGAAGGAUCGACAUCUGACCUUGGUGCUACAGUUGGAGGAAUCGGGCAAGGGCACGGGCAGAAGCCUUGCAGUGCACCCGACGCCGAUCGAUGGGCAGCAAAUGGGCGACGGACCGCAAUCCCCAUCGUGGAGCUCCCAGAUCCAGAAGAUUUUGCAGACGAUGGCAUAG
Molecule: messenger RNA, 5151 nt
Organism: Symbiodinium sp. CCMP2592
Lineage: Eukaryota; Dinophyceae; Suessiales; Symbiodiniaceae
Source: the annotation of a GenBank genome assembly